AUAAAAAAAUAAUCCCAUAAUCAAUAAUAAACAUUAUUUGUGAAUGAAAAUGCUGAGAAGGGCAUUUAAAACUGAGUUUCUGUGGAGUCGCUCAUAUACUUCCAAGGCCAAAAGGCAACUGCUCAAACAAGAUGAAACGAAAAUCAAAGUUGUCGAGUCAAAACCUUCAGAUCCCCAUAAGCAUCGAGUAUACUGUUGGGGUUAUCAGGAAACAGGAGCACUUGGCACUUUAACUAACAUAAAGAAAGCACAGGAACGUUAUACUGAUAUGGUUCACCAUCCUACCCGUAUGCAAUUUUCUGUUAACAAUGACAUACGCGACAUAACUGCCGGUUACGGAUUUUCUGCGUUUGCAGUAAAUCGUUCCGAUGGAGAAACGUUGUUUGGUUCAGGCUUAAACACAGAUUCGCAACUGGGGCUUCAGAUGAGGGGUCAUCCAAAAGAUCCACAAAACCUAGACAUCAUAAUAUAUCCAACGCCCAUUAAAUUACCACGAAUAGAGGGAGAGACCGAUGAAGAUAUGAUGGUGAAGUGUAUGUCGGCUGGAAGGGCCCAUCUGGUUGUAGUCACAAACAAUGGAACCAUUUUUACUAUGGGCAAUAAUUCAUAUGGACAAUGCUGCAGGGACAUUAUCGAAGAUGAACAAUACAAAGGCAGUACAUUGAUCCAUCGAUUAUCGGGGAAAGAUAUUUGCGGUGAAGAGGAUAACAUUGUGGAUGUAAUAUGUGGACAGGAUCACACCAUGUUCUUAACCAAAUUGGGACAUGUGUAUACUUGCGGUUGGGGAGCAGAUGGACAAACGGGUCAGGGUCAUUUUAUGACAAAUGGCCAUAUUGCACAAGCCCUGGGCGAUAUUUCAAAAGAACGUAUUAUAAAAUUAUCAUGUGCUUCUGAUUGCGUUCUGGCGCUGAAUGACAAAGGCGAAGUUUUCGGUUGGGGUAAUUCUGAAUAUGGUCAAUUGGAUGAUGCGGAAAAUGCCGACAGCCAAAUAAAUUCCCCUCGACACCUUAAAUUAACUAAAGGUAUUGGCAAAUUAAAGGAUAUAGCAUCUGGUGGUUCCUUUUGCAUGGUUCUAAACGAGGAAGGCUUAGUAUACACCUGGGGAUAUGGAAUUUUAGGCUUUGGGCCCUAUGUUGAACAAUCAUCUAAACCUCAACAUUUACUACCUGCAUUGUUUGGACGAAAUGACUUUAGUGACAAAGCCUACGUUAUAUCCAUAGGCUGUGGUGUUUUUCAUAUGGGUGCGAUUAAUUCGGAUGGAGAUUUAUUUAUGUGGGGAAAAAAUCGAUGUGGUCAUUUAGGUUUGGGUCACAAACAAGAUCAGUUUUUUCCUUUGAAAACAGCUGUUAACGGAAAGGUAACCAAAGUAGCAUAUGGUGUUGAUCACACUCUCGCCUUGUGCAAGCCUUUUAUAUAAAAGUAGAUCUCAGCUUA
This is a messenger RNA of Stomoxys calcitrans (stable fly), 1434 nucleotides long. Its product is annotated as RCC1-like G exchanging factor-like protein. The record is from RefSeq and is a predicted model, not a curated record. Bases 44 to 1417 code for a protein of 457 amino acids. The transcript is spliced from 2 exons. Lineage: Eukaryota; Metazoa; Arthropoda; Insecta; Diptera; Muscidae.